AUGUCCAACCAAUCCUCCAGCAACCCUGAUCACGCCGGUGUCCCUUUCCCUGACUGGUACAACGAUGCCAUCCAUGCUGAGAUCGCGGAGUUCCUUGCCAGCUUCGACGAGCUUGAGCAGCCGCGCCCUGCUUCUCCCCAGCCGGACACGCCGGGCCUCACUUACGCCCAGUACGCUCGUAUGCUCUCGGACGUCCAUGGUUCGCGGUUCAACUCGCCCGUCCCCAUUCCUUGGGACAACGGUACGGUCUCCCCUUCGCAGAUCUUUGCGCCACCCCCGAGCGAGGUCUCGACUUUCUCGGGGAUCUCCGGCUUGACCACGUCAUCCGGUACCACCCUCGGCUCCGGAUCUUCGAGGACAGUGGUAGGGGCAAAUGAGGUAGCGGGGGCGAAGGCCUCUCUUGCCUCUUACGUCCCUUCCAACGCGGGCUCGUCCACCUCGUCGGACUCUACUGUGGUUCCCGUCGUCAUCCACCCGGUGGCGACUCGCGGAACCCUUUCCUCUCCCCACUCGGUCAAGUCUUCCGAGUCGGGUGUUACCCGUAACACCAAGGUCCGUCACCUCCGAGUCGCCAAGAUCAAGGCUACCGGUACCAUCAUGGUUCCGCCUUGCGUCCGGUGCCUCGCCAACGGUACCCCGUGCUACUGGUCUCCUGAUUUCGCCGGCUGCGCCGAGUGCACGGCUCACGCUCGGCUCUGCUCGUUCGGGAGCCACAAGAGGCGUCGGACCGGCUAUAGUCCGAUCUGGAACCCUCCUUCUUCCUCGGUCGGCUCUACCUUUGCCACCGAGAGCGUGGUCUCAUCCGGCGCCCACUGCACUGGCCACGGUCUCCGCCUGUCCAUCCAGGCAUUCCGCGGUCAGGUUACCGCUCAGCACCACGCACAGAUGCUCUUCUGUGACCGCAUGGAUGCUCUUGCCGUUGAGCUGAUCCAGAACAAAGUCUGA
Molecule: messenger RNA, 945 nt
Organism: Dioszegia hungarica
Lineage: Eukaryota; Fungi; Basidiomycota; Tremellomycetes; Tremellales; Bulleribasidiaceae
Exons: 6
Coding region: 1-945 (314 amino acids)
Source: RefSeq, a predicted model, not a curated record